AUGUGUGGACAUAGGGUCGUUAUUCCAGACUCUUGCAGGGAUAAAGUUAUUAAGGAGCUUCACGAGGGGCAUAUGGGGGUAGUAAAAACGAAGGCGCUGGCUUGGAGCUAUGUGUGGUGGCCGGGCAUAGACGAGGCUGUAGAAGCAGCGUGCCGUGUCUGCACCGUGUGCGCAGCGGUAGCUGACGCCCCUCCGGCGCACGCACCGCGCUUAUGGCCAUGGCCAGACCGCCCAUGGACCAGAAUACACAUAGAUUUUUUGGGGCCGAUAGCGGGACAAACUUUCCUUAUUGUAGUUGAUGCUCAGUCAAAGUGGAUAGAGGCAAUUAAAAUGAAUAGCACUACAGCGAAAGCUGUUAUAAAGGAGUUGCGAGAAAUGUGGGCGAGAUUCGGUUUACCGAAACAAGUGGUUAGUGAUAACGGUCCUCCAUUUUUCAGUAACGAGUUCAGAUAA
Molecule: messenger RNA, 453 nt
Organism: Parnassius mnemosyne (clouded apollo)
Lineage: Eukaryota; Metazoa; Arthropoda; Insecta; Lepidoptera; Papilionidae
Source: the annotation of a GenBank genome assembly